This is a messenger RNA of Vanrija pseudolonga, 7083 nucleotides long. RefSeq names its product Serine/threonine-protein kinase tor2 (gene tor2). Gene Ontology annotation, molecular function: protein serine/threonine kinase activity; protein binding; protein-containing complex binding. Bases 1 to 7083 code for a protein of 2360 amino acids. Gene Ontology annotation, biological process: protein phosphorylation; negative regulation of macroautophagy; TOR signaling. The transcript is spliced from 18 exons. Lineage: Eukaryota; Fungi; Basidiomycota; Tremellomycetes; Trichosporonales; Trichosporonaceae. Gene Ontology annotation, cellular component: nucleus; TORC1 complex; TORC2 complex. The record is from RefSeq and is a predicted model, not a curated record.
AUGGCGUCCCAAUCCGAUGUUCUAGACAGCAUCUUCGCCCGUUUGGGCAGCAAAGCCGAUGAUGUUCGCGUCCAGGCUGCGCAGGACCUCAAGGCAUAUAUCGACGCGUCGAGCUUGGAGUCGCCUGGCGAUGACUCGAGAAAGAACAUGUGGAAGGACGUCUUUCCAAAGACGUUCGACCUCUCUCGCAGCAACUACUCGCACGAGCGAUUGGGUGCCAUUCUCGCCAUCGAUAGCAUGCUCGAGGCCACAAACAAUGAUACGCCCGACCGAGCCCUUCAAAACAAUAUCCGUCUCUACGGAUACCUACGCCCCCUCCUGAAUUACCCAGACUCUGCCGUCAUGGUCUCCGCGGCCAGAGUGGUGGGCAACAUGGUCCGCAUUGCCGGCAUCAAUCUCGGAGAGUCCUUCUUCACCAAGGAAGUGAACCAGGCUCUCCAGAUGAUCGACGACACACGUCAGGAGGUUAGCAGAUUCAGCGCAGUCUUGCUCCUGCACCAGUUCGCGGAUAACUCGCCGGGCCUCUUCAUGCCCUUCGUUCCUCGCGUCCUCGACAAGAUCUGGGUUCCUUUGCGGGACAGUAGAACUAUGGUUAGAGAGAGGGCAUCUAUGCUACUCUCAGCGUGUCUUGACAUUAUCAAGACGCGUGAAACCAAAUCAGGCAACGAAGUGUACCGCAAGAUCUUUGAGGAGGCGAAGAGUGGCCUCUUGAAGGCGGCUUCCGUGGACUCGAUCCUCGGCUCUCUACUUGCCUUUGGCGCCAUGCUCCAGAAUCAGCAGCUCUCUAUGGGAGAGUUCUUCCACAACAUCUGCGACAUCACUCUGAAGUACCGCGACAGCAAGGAGACUGUGAUCAGGAAGGCCGUCAUCGGCUUGAUCCCAAGCAUGGCAACGUACGACAGCGAGGACUUUGAGGUUCACUACCUCCACCGCAGCAUGUCCUACCUUCUGCAGGCUCUGCAGAGGCCCACAGACCGUGACAUUGCCUACAUUGCGCUCGGCCACAUGUCCGUGCAACUUGCGUCCAAGAUGCGCCCCUUUAUCGAUGACAUUGUCAAGAUUAUCAAGGAGCACCUUCGCCAGAAGGGCAAGAAGAAUGCGCCGUUCGAGGCUCCCAUCUUCCAGAGUCUUGCGAUGCUCACGACAGCCGUCGGUCCAAUGCUCACGAGACAAAUGCACGAAAUUCUCGACCUCAUGUUCCCUUGGGGUCUUUCGGACGCGCUCUACCACGCGUUGGAAGUAAUCUCGGGCCACAUUCCUCCUCUGCUUCGCACAAUCCAAGAUCGCCUUCUUGAGACUCUGUCAAUGAUCCUGACCGGUCAUUCCUUCCGCCCUCUUGGUGCCCCUGCCCCUCGCGGCAAGACGGUUGAGAUCACCCGUGACAGUGUGCUCCAGGCUUCGGGAGGCGGCCAGGCCCCAGAGACGAUUGUGCUCGCUCUGAAGAUUUUGGGCAACUUUGACUUCAGCGGUCACACGCUUAAUGAGUUUGUCCGUGAGGCUGCUCUGCCUUACCUUGAGCACGACAGCGCCGAGGUGCGAAAGGAGGCGGUACUGGCCUCCACGCAGCUGUUUGUCAACGAUCCUAUCUGCCACCAGACAAGCAGCCACUCAAUCGAGAUUGUCAACGAUGUCUUGGAGAAGCUGCUCACAGUUGGCAUCACCGACCAAAAUCCUUCUAUCAGGCAGGCAGUUCUCGAAAACCUCGACGAGAAGUUUGAUCGUCACCUCUCGCAGGCCGAAGACAUUCGCUGUCUGUUCGUUGCUCUCAAUGACGAGGAGUUCAAGAUCCGGGAGCUUGCGAUCGGGAUUAUUGGUCGCCUUGCCCACUACAACCCAGCAUACGUUAUGCCGUCGUUGCGCAAGUCGCUCAUCAACCUCAUUACCGAGCUGGAGUACUCGACCAACAACAAGCAGAAGGAGGAGAGCGCCAAGCUCUUGUGCCUCCUGAUCGGCGCCUCGGCUGGGCUCGUCAAGUCGUAUGCGUCGACGAUCCUGUCUGUCGUGCUGCGCAUUGCUCGUUCGCCUAGCACACCAGCUGCUGUUGCCGCGUCUUGUGUCACCUGCAUUGGUGAACUCGCCAAGGUGGCCGGUGAAGAACUCGUCCCCAACGUCAAGACCAUUUUGGAUCUCGUUCUUGAAAUGCUCAACGACCCGGCUUCAGCGUCAAAGCGUGACGCGGCCUUGAAGACCCUUGGCCAGGUUGUGUCCAACACUGGUGAAGUGAUUGCGCCCUACAUUGAGCACCCUCAGCUUCUGGGCAUUCUCUUCCGUUUCCUCAGAACGGAGACUUCGCAGGCCAUCCGUCUGGAAACCAUCAGGACGAUGGGCAUGCUCGGUGCCUUGGAUCCUUUCAAGCACAGGCUCUUACAUGGCGCCGGUGACGACCCGAACGCAGAGACCUCUGGUCCUCGUGUCACAGACAUCACGCUGUUGAUGAACACCCAGGGGCCAUCAAACGACGACUACUACCAGACGGUCGUCAUCAACUCGCUCGUCAACGUGCUCAACGAUGCCAACAUGAAGGAGCACCACUACGACGCUAUCAACUCGGUCAUGCUCAUCUUUAGGACUCAGCGUCUCCGAUGUGUCAGCUUCCUGCCUCAAAUUCUUCCCGCAUUCCUCGGUGUCAUCCGCCUGGGUAGCCGUGACUCGCAAGACGUCUUCCUCAAGCAGCUUGCUCAGUUGAUCACCAUUGUCAAGCAGCACAUCCGCAACUACCUGAAUGAGGUGUUCGCUCUCGUGCACGACUUUUGGAACCCUAACUCGACCUUACAGAUUACAAUCAUCUCGCUGGUCGAGGCUAUCGCGCGUGCCGUGGAAGGAGAGUUCAAGGCAUAUCUCCCGCAGUUACUCCAGCAGAUCCUCCGCUCAUUUGAUGGCGACCUUGCAGCGCGCCACAUCUCGGCACAGCGCCUCGAGACUCUCCUUCACAUUCUCAAGGCAUUCUAUGUCUUUGGCUCGAGUAUUGAGGACUACCUCCACCUUGUGCUUCCGGUCAUCGUCCGCAGCUUCGAGAACCCGGCGGCCCCUCCCGAGCUUCGCAAGGCCGCACUCAUGACGACCUCCCAGCUCUGCCGCAAGGUCAACUUCAGUGACCAUGCGUCUCAGAUCAUCCACCCGCUCGUGCGCACUCUCAGCACUCCUGAUGUUGAGCUCCGCAACGCCGCGAUGGAGACGCUUUGCGUCCUUGUCCUCCAGUUCGGACCCGACUACUCCAUUUUCAUCCCGAUGGUUAACAAGGCUCUGUUGGAGAACAAGAUUGUGUGGCCGGCGUACGACCAGAUGGUCACCAAGUUGUUGAACCGCGAGCGCCUCCCUCCUGACCUCGGCCCUGUCGAACAGUACGCCGCGGACGCCUCAACGGAUGUCGCAGUGUCGGCCGAGCAGCACAAGCUCCCUGUCAACCAGCAGCAGCUCAAGGCGGCUUGGGAUUGCUCCAAUGUCACCACCCGAAAGGAAUGGCUCGAAUGGCUCAAGAAGCUCGGUGUCGAGCUCAUGCGCGAGUCACCAUCACAAGCAAUCCGUGCCUGCACCAAGCUUGCAGACCAACACCUCCCAUUCGCUCGCGAGCUGUUCAACGUGGCGUUCGUUUCGUGCUGGACUGAGCUGUACGAAAGCUACCAAGAGGACCUGGUCCACAAUAUUGAGCAGGCCCUUACCAACACGACGGUGCCAUCGGACGUCGUCAAUGCCAUCUUGAACCUCGCCGAGUUCAUGGAGCACGACGAAAAGCAGCUGGCUAUUGAGCCUCGCCUGCUCGGUGACUACGCCACAGCUUUCCACGCCUAUGCGAAGGCUCUGCACUACAAGGAGCAGGAGUUCUUUGUUGAUGCCUCGACCGCGGUCGUCGAGGACCUCAUCAGCGUCAAUCAAAAGCUGCAGCAGAGUGAUGCCGCAUGGGGCACACUCGAGUACGCGCAGAACAACCUGCACAUGACACACGACGUCCUCUGGUACGAGAAGCUUGGUCGCUGGGAAGAGGCUCUCGUCGUCUGGAACGAGCGCGCCGCGGACCCCGACAGCACGACGGAUGAGGCUACCAUCGCCAUGGGCAAGCUCCAGGCUCUGCACGCGCUCGGAGAGUGGGAAGAGCUCGCAGAGUUUGUUCAGAUCCGUUGGCCCAACGCAGCCCAGGACGAGAAGAAGCUGAUCGCACCCCUUGCGGCUGCAGCCAGCUGGGCCUUGUACCAGUGGGAUCUGAUGGACGACUACAUCUCGGCCAUGAAGAACGACUCGGCCGACCGCAACUUCUUCAAGGCCAUCCUCGCAGUCCACCGCAAUCAGUUCAGCUCGGCUCUUCGCCACAUCACCAAGGCGCGUGAGCGCCUGGACGGCGAGCUCACGUCGCUCACCGGCGAGAGUUACGGUCGUGCCUAUGAUGUCGUGGUGCGCGUGCAAAUGCUGUCGGAGCUGGAAGAAAUCAUUGCCUACAAGGAUCAUGCGGACCAACCCGAGAGACAGGCCACGCAACGCAAGACGUGGCAGAAGCGUCUCGAGGGCUGUCGUCGCGACGUCGAAGUCUGGCAGCGUAUCCUCCAGCUCCGCUCGCUUGUCCUCACUCCCAGCGAGGACAUGGACACGUGGAUCCACUUCGCCGACCUCUGUCGCACCUCGGACAGACUCAACCUGGCAGAGAAGACCCUUACUUCUCUGGUUGGCAGUUCGUGCAGCAACUUAGAUGCCGAGAGCAGAUCACGAGCCCCGCCGCCGAUUGUCUUUGCGUACUACCGCCUCAAGUGGGCUCAGGCGGUGCAGAAGAACUCGCGCGACGACCGCUACGAGACUCUUGCUUACCUUCGCGACUUCACUGCCGCUCUGUCCGACGACAUGGGUCUCGGUGCAAGGAACGAGGAGGGCCGCCUCAUCCUGCCGGAUGCCAAGAUGUUUGGCGAGUACACCAAGCUUCUCGCUCGUUGCCACGUCGAGCUGGGUAGCUGGCAAGCUGCUAUGGGAGAGCAGAGCUUCACUUCGGACCCUUCCACGGUCCUCAAUGACUACUCGCUGGCUACGGAGCUGGACCCUACCUGGUACCAGGCAUGGCACACUUGGGCUUUGGCAAACUUCGAAGUCAUCACGCAGCUCGAAGUCUCGCAACAGGGUCUAUCAUCGGCGCACUUCACAACGUAUAUCAUCCCAGCCGUCGAGGGUUUCUUGCGAUCGAUUGCUCUGUCGCCGGGCAACUCACUGCAAGACACACUUCGUCUGCUCACAUUGUGGUUCACGUACGGCUACCAACACGGUGUCAGCCAGGCCAUUUCACAAGGCAUGACAACGGUCAACGUCGAUGUGUGGCUCGAGGUUAUCCCGCAGAUCAUCGCUCGUAUCCAGACGCCGCGCGUGGCGAUCCAGCAACUGAUUGUCCGCCUGCUUCACGAUAUCGGCCGGGCGCACCCUCAGGCUCUCAUCUACCCGCUCACAGUGGCCAGCAAGUCGAACGUUCACAGCCGAAGAUCAGUGGCUCAGAGCAUCACCGCCAAGAUGCGCGAGCACUCGGCUACGAUUGUCGACCAGGCCGAGCUCGUCUCCACCGAGCUUAUCCGUGCUGCCAUUCUCUGGCACGAGCAGUGGCACGAGGGACUCGAGGAUGCCUCCAAGCACUACUUCGCUGAGCACAACGAGCAGGCGAUGUUCGAGGUGCUCGAGCCUCUGCACGACAUGAUUGAGCGUGGACCAGAGACAUUGCGAGAGACCUCUUUCGUCCAGAGCUUUGGCCACGAACUCAAGAUGGCCAGAGACUUUUGCAGACGAUACCGUUCCACGGGUGACACAAACGAGCUCAACCAAGCCUGGGACAUUUACUACUCGACCUUCCAGCGCCUCACACGCCAGAUCAAGCUCCUCAACGUUAUUGAGCUGCAGUACGUGUCACCCAAGCUCAUGGCCGUUCGUGACCUCGAACUGGCUGUUCCUGGAACGUACCAGAGUGGCAAGCCCGUCAUCGGUAUCGGCUCUGUUCGCCCCACGUUCAACGUCAUCACUUCGAAGCAGAGACCACGACGCUUCACAAUGCUGGGACGCGACGGCAAGGAAUACACUUUCCUGCUCAAGGGUCAUGAGGAUCUGCGACAGGACGAGCGUGUCAUGCAGCUGUUUGGCCUGGUCAACACUCUGCUCAGUGCCGACCAGGAGAGUGCCAAGCGCCAUCUCUUCAUCCACCGGUUCUCGAUCACCCCAUUGUCGCCGAGUGCCGGUCUACUCGGCUGGAUCCCACACAGUGACACGCUACACACGCUCAUCAAGGCGUACCGUGAAUCAAGGAAGAUACUCCUUGACAUUGAGAACAGGCUCAUGAACCAGAUGGCCGACGACAACUACGACAGCCUUCCGCUGAUGCACAAGGUGGAGGUGUUCCAGUACGCUCUCGACAACACGACCGGACAGGAUCUGUACCGCAUUCUCUGGCUCGGCAGUCGUAACUCGGAGGCGUGGCUGGAGAGACGAACGGCCUACACUCGCAGUCUGGCGCUCACAUCAAUGAUCGGCUAUAUCCUCGGCCUCGGGGAUCGUCACCCUUCAAACCUCAUGCUGGACUCGAUCAGUGGCGACGUUAUUCACAUUGAUUUCGGUGACUGCUUCGAAGUCGCCAUGCAGCGUGACAAGUACCCAGAAAAGGUGCCGUUCCGUCUCACCCGCAUGCUCAUCCAUGCGAUGGAGGUGUGCGGAAUCACGGGUACAUUCUCGCGCAGUUGCGAGGUGUCAAUGGAGGUGAUGCGCGACAACAAGGAGUCGCUCAUGGCCGUGCUCGAGGCAUUCGUGUACGACCCAUUAAUCAACUGGCGUCUCACUGCGGGCGCCCAGCCUGGUGGAAACCGGGCAACGCAGGACGUCGACGAGCGUCAGUACCCCGGCCGCGGCACUGGUCGCGGUGAUGAGCGCGAUAUUCUGAACGAGGCCGACCGCCCAGAAGUCAUGAACGACAAGGCGCUUCAAGUCAUUGAGCGUGUGAGGAGGAAGCUCACGGGUCGUGACUUCAAGCCCAACGUCACGCUCGGCAUCAAGGAGCAGGUCGAGGAGCUCGUCGCGCAGGCCAUCAACGUCGAGAACCUCUGCGUCGCGUUUGUGGGAUGGUGCUCGUUCUGGUAG